AUGGCGCGUGCAGAGGGCAGCAGGGUGCACGGGGCGCACAGGGCAGCAGGGCGCACAGGGCAGCAGGGCAGCAGGGCGCACAGGGCUGCAGGGCAGAAGGGCGCGCGGGGCAAACAGGGCAGCAGGGCGCACAGGGCUGCAGGGCAGCAGGGCGCACAGGGCUGCAGGGCAGCAGGGCGCGCGGGGCAAGCAGGGCUGCAGUGCACGCAGGGCGCGCAGGGCAGCAGGACAGCAGGGCGCGCAGGGCUGCAGGGCGCACGGGGCGCAGCAGGGCUGCAGGGCGCGCGGGGCGCGCAGGGCAGCAGCAAGGGCUGUAGCGGCAACAGCAAGGGCUGUAGCGGCAGCAGCAGGGCAGCAGGGCGCACAGGGCUGCAGGGCAGCAGGGCGCACAGGGCUGCAGGGCAGCAGGGCGCGCGGGGCGCGCAGGGCUGCAGGGCGCACGGGGCGCACAGGGCUGCAGGGCACGCGGGGCGCACAGGGCAGCAGGGCAGCAGGGCGCACAGGGCUGCAGGGCAGCAGGGCGCGCGGGGCAAACAGGGCAGCAGGGCGCACAGGGCUGCAGGGCAGCAGGGCGCACAGGGCUGCAGGGCAGCAGGGCGCGCAGGGCUGCAGUGCGCGCAGGGCGCGCAGGGCAGCAGGACAGCAGGGCGCACAGGGCUGCAGGACGCGCGGGGCGCACAGGGCAGCAGGGCGCGCGGGGCGCAGCAGGGCUGCAGGACGCGCGGGGUGCGCAGGGCAGCAGCAAGGGCUGUAGCGGCAACAGCAAGGGCUGUAGCGGCAGCAGCAGGGCAGCAGGACGCACAGGGCUGCAGGGCAGCAGGGCGCACAGGGCUGCAGGGCAGCAGGGCGCGCGGGGCGCGCAGGGCUGCAGGGCGCGCAUGGCGCGCAGGGCAGCAGGACAGCAGGGCGCGAGGGGCAAACAGGGCAGCAGGGCGCACAGGGCUGCAGGGCACACAGGGCUGCAGGGCAGCAGGGCGCGCAGGGCUGCAGUGUGCGCAGGGCGCGCAGGGCAGCAGGACAGCAGGGCGCGCAGGGCGCGCAGGGCUGCAGGGCAGCACAGGGCUGCAGAUCCCCUCCCCCCCACCGCUGCACCCGCAGCAGGGGGAUGGAGGAGAACAGGGGUGGAGGAGAAAGGAGGGGGGCGGGGGGGGCUGGUGCUGCAGAUCCCCUCCUGCCUCCCUCUGA
Closterium sp. Naga37s-1 is the source of this 1185-nucleotide messenger RNA. Lineage: Eukaryota; Viridiplantae; Streptophyta; Zygnematophyceae; Desmidiales; Closteriaceae. The record is from the annotation of a GenBank genome assembly.